CUGGCAACUAUUGUUUAUCAAGUCGGUUUGUUGACUUUAAGGGCUAGAAAAGUGAAAUGUUGUUUACAUAGCGUUGAGGAAAAAGAAAACUUAUUAAAAUUUAUUUAGAAUGGCUUCAAUAGAAAAAGUAAAAAUUUUGGUGGUUGGAGAUUCGGGUGUUGGGAAAUCUUCUUUGGUUCAUCUGAUCUGCCAUUUUGAAGCAAUCACUAACCCUUCAUGGACAAUUGGAUGUUCUGUUGAAGUAAAGCUUCAUGAAUAUAAAGAAGGAACACCUUUUCAGAAGACUUAUUUUGUAGAACUGUGGGAUGUUGGAGGUUCCAGCAGUCAUAGAAACAGCAGAGCUGUAUUUUAUAAUUCCUUCCAUGGUAUAAUAUUAGUUCAUGAUUUGACAAAUCGAAAAUCAAAACAGAAUCUCAGAAAAUGGCUUGCUGAGGUUUUGUGGAAAGAUACUUCACCAAAAAAAAACAAUGGUUGUUUGUUUCUUGGAAACCAUGGUGUUGGUGUGACUAAUCUCACAUGUCUGACAGUAGCAUCAGAACUAGCCAACGAAAUUCAUCGUCGCAAGGAGUGCAAGAUUGCGCCUGUCAUUGGCAAGAGCUUUGAGCAUCAUCCAGGUGGCAGUAUGACUUUGCUCAGUUCUACCCCCAAUUUUGAAGUAAAGCACUUUGUGUGGAUCGUCACCAAAAAGACUAACAAUGUAGCUGUUUCAUAA
Messenger RNA from Stegodyphus dumicola, 712 nucleotides. Its product is annotated as rab-like protein 3. Lineage: Eukaryota; Metazoa; Arthropoda; Arachnida; Araneae; Eresidae. The record is from RefSeq and is a predicted model, not a curated record.